Molecule: messenger RNA, 1008 nt
Organism: Chaetomium strumarium
Lineage: Eukaryota; Fungi; Ascomycota; Sordariomycetes; Sordariales; Chaetomiaceae
Product: Sec62/63 complex, subunit Sec66
Exons: 3
Coding region: 202-909 (235 amino acids)
Biological process (GO): post-translational protein targeting to membrane, translocation
Cellular component (GO): Sec62/Sec63 complex
Source: RefSeq, a predicted model, not a curated record
UGAUCGCCAAGACCCAAAAGUUGUUGUCCAGCUGUUCUUUCGGGCCAUGCUCGGAAGGGCAAGAUCCAUUGAGGGCCACCUUUACAGUUCACAGGCUGUCCGACCUCGACCUCCGACAAGGUGCCCAACUCCCACGCUUCUUACUCUAGUCUUCUUAGUGUGCACUUUGUCGCACCUUCGCAGCGCGUUCUAGAACUCGCCAUGUUCGACGUCAAUUGGAGGGGGCUGCUGCUCCCCCUGGCUUACCUGGCGGUGCUGGUCGGCACCUUCAUGACAUUCUCUACUGUUUACCGGAAGAGGAAAGCCAUGCAAAGCGCAAACCUCGCGCCAUGGUUCGGCCCACAUCUUCAGCGCAACAUCUACCUGUCGCUAUUACACAUGGAGCCCGAAGAGGGAUCCGAGAAGGCGCCCAAAGUUCCAGACAGCGUCAUCAGGGCCGCCCUCUUGAGACGCGCCGUCGAGGAUAUCCACCGCAUCAUCCAGAUCCGUACUGCCAAGGCGGCCUGCAGCUCCCUGCUGCAGCGGGGGAGCGUGGGGGAUGAUCUGUGGCAGCGAUUCCAGCGCGCUGAGAAGGAGAUGGAGGAAGAGCUUCGGGAUGUCGUUAUGGAGGCAAAUGCCCUCGUGCCGGGCUGGGGCCAGAUCAUCUUCCAAUCCGCCAACGAGAUCGCGGCCAACAAGGCGCUACGGGACCGGCUGGAAGAGAUCGAGGCACAGACGGAGCGCGACAAGGAAUGGUGGGAGAAGCGGCGGGCCAGCAUCAAGAGGGAGUUCAUGAAAGAGCUAGACGAGGAAUCAUCGGAGAAGGCACAGGUCAAGGCCGGCAGCGAAGACGAGCCCGUCUUAGUGGAUACAGAUACCCCGUCAGCCACUCCGUCAGGAGCUUCCAAGAAGAAGAAGGGCAAGAAAUAGGGUUCCGCGGGGCGCCGCAAGAAAGGGCGAGUCGACUGUGCUCGGAUUUAGUGCUGUAUAAGUAUAAAAGGGGGUAUGUACAUGGUUGCCCAGGGCUGU